This is a messenger RNA of Vespa mandarinia (Asian giant hornet), 2850 nucleotides long. It is a transcript of the gene Mettl3, whose product is annotated as methyltransferase like 3. Gene Ontology annotation, cellular component: nucleus; RNA N6-methyladenosine methyltransferase complex. Lineage: Eukaryota; Metazoa; Arthropoda; Insecta; Hymenoptera; Vespidae. The record is from RefSeq and is a predicted model, not a curated record. Gene Ontology annotation, biological process: mRNA modification; RNA methylation. Gene Ontology annotation, molecular function: mRNA m(6)A methyltransferase activity.
UCAAUGAUAUUUUUCUGUGAUUAGAUAUUACAUUUUACUUUAAUUUUUCAAUAAAAUGUUAAGAGAGAUUAAUAUAUUUAAUGUGACGUAAUGCGCAUGCGUCGCGCGAAUCAUUUAACCAUCUUUACGACGUAAACAACGUCACUACUCUAUUAGUUUGUGCCAGCCAGACACUCGUUCAUAUCACUCUCGUUAAUUACAGAUAAUUAAUAAAUUUUAUCUAACGUAGACUCUCUUUUUAUAUAUCAAUCGAUAGUUAAACGCAUGAUUUUUAUGGAGUCGCGAGACGGCUCAUUAUCGCGUUUAAAACAUUUACGAAAAUAAAAUUGGUCUUUGAUAAAUCAUCCCGUGAAACUAUUGCGUCGUACUUUUUCUUCUAUUUUCCAGAUUUAUUUUCAUAACAUCAAUAUUUCUCUCGCUUUUAAACUAUCUUCUGAUCAAUAAUUUUGUGUUUAUAAUUUUAAUCAAUCGAUAUCUUGCAUUAUAUUUGAUUUUCAUAUAUACUCUCUCUCUCUCUCUCUCACACACACACACAACACAACCUUAAAUAUUUUUUACACACAUCAACCACACACUUUUAAUCUUAUCUGUAUAUAUUAAAUCAAUAAACAUGUGAAACGAUGUUGUUCACAGUGUACUAGCACUAUUUAUACUAAUUCAACUAACCCGAUUAUUGUUAUGUGCAAUAGCGUAUAAAUUACUCAAACUUAUAAAAUGAUAUGAUAGUGCAUGGCGGAGUAUUUCCCGCUUACAAUUGUAGUUCAUAUUUUGUCCAUACCUGUCGCUGAAGUCACACACGCUUCGAGCGAAAGGUGAAUUGACUCAACGCGGUAUUUUGUCGAUUUGUUAAUUUUUAAAUGAAUUUUUGUUGAUAAAAAAUUAUUACUAUGCAAUAUAUCAAUAUGUUAUAAUAAGUACAAAAUAUAUUAGAUUAAGUAUUCGUAACCUCGAUAUACGUAAACAUUAAGAACUGUUACAUUAUUUUCGUACUUAUAUGGAUAAAAUAUAUUUAAUAUUAGACACCUUAUUUUAAUGCAAGUUUUUAAAAUUUAAUAUAUUUUAAAAUUUUCUAAUGAAAAAUGUCAGAUGCUUUUGAAGAAAUACAAGCAAUUAAAAUCAAAAGGAAUAGUUUGCGUGAAAAAUUACAAAAACGGAAAAGAGAGAGACAUGAAUUAUUUACUCUUACUUCCUCCAUUCCAUCUACUUCAACAGCUGAUUCACCUCUUCCUGGUGAUUCCAAUACGUCUUUAAUAAAAUCUGACCAUAAUGAAUACGAAAGGGAUAUUCUUUGUAUAUUGCACGAAUCUUUACCAAAUCUACCAAUUACAUCUGCAGAAAUAAUAGAUCAACUUCGUAAAAAUCUUAAUGCUGAUGUGUCUUCCUCGGAUAUCCAUAAAAUUUUAGAGAAAUUAGCCGCACAAGAGAUUAUUAAAAUCAAAGAAGUCACAGAAAAUGAAGUUUUUGGAUAUACAGUUCUCUCUGUCGCAGAAUCACAAUCAUCAUGUCUCUCUCAAUCUGAUGAUACAGAAAAUCCUGAGAGCGCAGAGACAUCCGCAUCUGAAUUAAAUGAUUAUAUACCUUCAGAGAAACAGAUGAAAAUAGAUAAAAAGAAUACAGAAGAUAUAAUGUCACUGAUCUCAAUGCCGACAAUAAGAGAAAAAGAAAGUAAAAAAGUAGGAGAGCAAAUCUUGGAUCUUCUGUCAAAACAAACAUCUAAAGAAAAAUCAUUAGCUGAGAGAUUUCGUUCUCAAGGCGGUGCACAAGUUAUGGAAUUCUGUCCACAUGGAACGAGAGUAGAUUGUGCCAAAUUAAAUGGUGGGCCAGGUUUUGCAGAAAAAUGUAAAAAAUUACAUUUCAAAAAAAUUAUACAAAGUCACACAGAUGAGUCAUUAGGCGAUUGUAGUUUUCUUAAUACUUGUUUUCAUAUGGAUACAUGCAAAUAUGUCCAUUAUGAAGUAGAUGGUCCUACUGCACAAAUAAAAGAAUCAAAUGAUUCUGAUGGUAUUAACAGUACUAUAAUUAAUAAGACAACAAACGUUGAUAGUAAAAAUGGUAGUAGCACUAGUUGUGCAAGUAGCGUAGGUAGCGAGUUAACUCUUUAUCCACCACAAUGGAUACAAUGUGAUUUACGAUAUCUAGAUAUGACGGUUCUUGGGAAAUUUGCUGUCAUUAUGGCUGAUCCACCAUGGGAUAUUCAUAUGGAAUUACCAUAUGGUACAAUGUCAGAUGAUGAAAUGAGGCAAUUAGGAAUACCUGCGCUUCAAGAUGAAGGGCUUUUAUUUUUAUGGGUAACAGGAAGAGCAAUGGAAUUAGGAAGAGAGUGUCUUCAAUUAUGGGGUUAUGAAAGAGUUGAUGAAAUUAUUUGGGUAAAAACAAAUCAAUUACAAAGAAUUAUAAGGACUGGAAGAACGGGUCAUUGGUUGAAUCAUGGAAAAGAACAUUGUUUAGUGGGUAUGAAAGGAAAUCCACGUAUUAAUAAAGGAUUAGACAGUGAUGUUAUUGUAGCAGAAGUUCGUGCAACUAGUCACAAACCAGAUGAGAUUUAUGGUAUUAUUGAACGCAUGAGUCCUGGAACAAGAAAAAUUGAAUUAUUUGGUCGUCCACAUAAUGUACAACCUAAUUGGAUUACACUUGGUAAUCAAGUAGAUGGAGUACAUUUGAUUGAUCCACAAUUGAUUAAAGCCUUUAAAAAGCGUUAUCCCGAUGGAAAUUCAAUGAAACCUACAAAAUCUUAAAAUCAAUUAUACAUUCAAAAAUGAACAAUUUCAUAAUUUGUCUCACUUACAUUCAUACCUUAUUACUCUUUACAGAAGUACAAAAAUAUAUAAUUGUACAUAUAUUUUUAUAAGA